Ascochyta rabiei is the source of this 1452-nucleotide messenger RNA. RefSeq lists its product as uncharacterized. The transcript has a single exon. The record is from RefSeq and is a predicted model, not a curated record. NCBI's taxonomy places the organism in Eukaryota, Fungi, Ascomycota, Dothideomycetes, Pleosporales, Didymellaceae. Bases 1 to 1452 code for a protein of 483 amino acids.
AUGCCCAGACACAACACGUUCAAGAGGCGUACUCAAAAAAUAAGCAGAUCGCUCAUCCAGAAAUAUCUAGUAGACUCCGAUGCUGAUGAUGAUGUUGAUCAAGACACUGACCAUGGUGACUCGCCCAAUGUCAGAAACUCGCAAUCUGAGAACCACGAACGCAGGAUACCAAAGUGUGCGUCUACAGAAAAUCUACUUUGCUGCAAAGCUUGGCUCGAUCAGCUGUGCGAGCAUGAGCAGACUCUAAAAGGUGACAGCAACUGGUUAAAAGGACGCGAUGAAAGGAAGUUGUCCAGCACAACGGAAAAGGGCAGCUCUCGCCAUGACCUGACUGGCGAACAUGUUCCCAUGGAUGAAGGAGUUCUUCAACGAAUUCGCGAUGGGCAUGGGCCACGAGAUCAAAUCUUCGACGACCUCCUUGCUCCUCUGCGUGCGAGCAGCCCUCCAGGCCACGGUGCAGAAACAUAUGAUGAAAUGAAGAAGGUUCUUCUGGCUUGGGACGAACGUAUGCUUGGGAGUCUGGAAGAAGAGAAAAGCGCAAGAGUGAUGCUGAAGAUUGCCAGCGAGAAACGAUCCAAGCUCUUGGAACAUUUGAGUUAUAACCUGGAUGAGAAGCAGGCCUCUGAUGAUGCUUCGGCAGAGCUCUUGCAUUCCCUGACAGCUCUGAGACCGGAGAUUGCAAGCUUCAAGAACCACGACCACCCCGACGUCCUGUUGAUGAGCAUAGCACGAUUGGAGCUAGACAUGGCGGAAGUCGAGCGCUCAGAGGCAAAGACGCAGGCGUUUAGGGAGAAGAUGCGCGAGACUGCAGCCAAGAGGCUGACAGACAAGGUCAAGAACGCUCGCAGAGACCUGAUGCAUGUGAAACUGAAGGAGAGGCAGGAGUUGACAGCACUGCAGACAGCGCAGGAAUGGGCGGCUCCCGACAAACUGUCAAAGAUGAUAUGCUGGCGAGAACAGAAAACAGCAUGCGACCAGGAGAUCAGCAAGCUGCAGCAGGCUCUUCAACAGCAGGUGCCUGAACUGGAUGAACAUAUCCAGGCUACUCAGAGCAAUGCAAAAGCCCUGGCUGAUAUGAGUGCCAGCCGACUGCCCCGGAUAUUGGAGGCUGGCUUCUCUUUUGAAGAUGAGUCCACAUCGAUGCCAGUGGAACCGAAUGGAUCUGAUCUCAAGACCUACCUGACUGGGAGUCUGGCCGACAUUCUCCACGCACGAGAAGAGGCCGCCAAGAUGCUCACUCGAAUGGAUACGGUUGGGAAUCAUCUUGAGGUACUGCUAGAUGCAGCGAUGCACCAGUAUCGUGAGUACGACGGGCUCUCGCGCUUGCUCAACCCAGCAGCAUCGCUCAGCACAGACGGCGAUGCAGAAGUGGAGCUUGCUGAGAAGUACGGGCCACGCCGAGAGAGUAUUUUGCUGAUGAUUAGAGGCGCGCAAAAGGCUAAAGAUUCGUAG